This is a messenger RNA of Macroventuria anomochaeta, 2516 nucleotides long. RefSeq names its product alkaline phosphatase-like protein. Lineage: Eukaryota; Fungi; Ascomycota; Dothideomycetes; Pleosporales; Didymellaceae. Gene Ontology annotation, biological process: dephosphorylation. The coding region runs from base 325 to 2301 and encodes 658 amino acids. The record is from RefSeq and is a predicted model, not a curated record. The transcript is spliced from 6 exons. Gene Ontology annotation, molecular function: alkaline phosphatase activity.
CACCCAUACCAGCGGAAACAGGUCUGGUCCUGGCAGCUGGGAGUUGAUCUCGAGCAGUCAGAGAGCUUGAACAUCGCACGAGGGCGACUAAGGACAGUUGACGGACCUGUCUGCAAGCAUAGGCGACCAGCCCUGCGGGGAGGAGCUGUGAACCCUGGCAGGUUGGUAGCUCCCAAGUGCUGACUAUUUCCCAAAACUGCGAGGAGCUCUGAAUGCAGGCCCAAAUCCUUGGGAGCUAUAAAGCCUGGCCCUGCAGCUUUUCAUGGAUCGCUAUCGCACCCCUCGAGAGUCUUGUGUACCACCUCACUCUCUGUAGCGUUCGCCAUGAAAUCCACCACAUCAAUUGGUGCCGCAGCUGCCCUGCUCGUGGGCGCUGUGUCUGCGCAGAGCUUCCGCCGUCUUGGAGCUUGCCCAACGCUUGGUUGCGUUUUCCCUCCAGACCAGGCCGACUUCCUCGCUGGCCAGUACUUCGACAUCCGUCUCGAAGUUCACCAGCCUACAAAUGGAACUGAAGCCAUUGGCCUGCCUCUGGACGAGAAGUUCACAUUCACCAUCAGUAAGAAUGGCAAGACCGCACCGGUCACUGAAUACUUCAAGAUCCAGGAGCCGAAGCUCGAGAAGUGGAACUUCACCUGGUAUGAGGAUCUCUUCGCUCGCGACGCAAAGAACGCCAGUUUCGUCAAUGUCGCAGCUAAGGCCUACCGCCGUGUUGCUCUCUACGAGCCCGGCGAGUACACUGCCACUCUCAACUACAACAACGGCAGCAAGACCGAGGCUACUUGGCUCGUUCGCGACUUGGCCGAGGAGCGCAAGACCAAGAACAUCAUUCUCUUUAUCGGAGACGGUAUGACCACCAACAUGAUCACGGCCGCACGCCUGAUCGGUCACAAGAGCAUCAACGGAAAGUACCAGACCACCAUGGCCAUGGACAAGUUCCCCGUUCUUGGUCACCAGAUGACCCACUCCAUUGACAGCUUCAUCACCGACUCUGCCAAUUCCGCUGCUGCUCUUAACACUGGCCACAAGAGCACAGUCAACUGCUUGAACGUCUACGCCGACUCUAGCAAGAAUGCCUUCGAUGACCCCAAGGUUGAAACUAUUGCUGAGAUGUUCCACCGUCUCACUGGCGGACACAUUGGUAUCGUCUCUACUGCCUACAUUGCCGAUGCCACCCCUGCUGCGCUCGUCUCCCACACUCGCAACCGUGGCGAGUAUGGCGCUAUUGUGGACACCUACCUGAACGGUGUCCAGAACUACACCUGGACAAAUGUCCCCGUCGAUGUCAUCUUCGGUGGUGGUGCCGAGCAGUUCUACCCUCCCUCGCUCGGUGGUGUCACUUACCAGGGAAAGGACUACUACCAGGAAUUCGCCAAGAAGGACUAUCAGAUCAUCCAGAACCGCACUGCGCUGCUGUCUGCCAACAACAACGACAAGGCUCUCGGUAUCUUCACGACCUCCAACAUGGCUAAGUGGCUUGACCGCAAUGUCUACCGCAACAACCUGAACCAGUCGCUCUCUCCCACUGGUGACAAGAAGCCCGCUCUUGACCAGCCCGGUCUUAAGGAGAUGACUCUCAAGGCUAUCGACAUCCUCGAGGCUCGCUCCGGCGACAAGGGCUGGUUCCUUAUGUCUGAAGCUGCGUCCAUUGACAAGAUGAUGCACGUUCUCGAUUACGACCGCGCUCUCGGUGAGCUCCUCGAGCUCGAUGACACCAUCAAGGCCACCAUCGCCAAGCUCAACUCCACCAACUGCCUCAAGGAAACCCUGAUCCUCGUCACCGCCGACCACGGCCACGGUUUCGACGUUAUGGGCUCCGUCGACACGCACUACCUCGCCGCACAAAACACAGACCGCAAGCGCCGCGAGGCAGUCAACGUCUACGAGCGCUCCGGCCUCUCCCAGUACGCCAACACCGGCAACCUGACCUACACCGACAGCAACUUCCCCUCGACCUGGGAUCCGCGCUAUACCCUCUUCCAGGGUCUCAUGGCCGACCCCGACCGCCGCGAGAACUGGUCCGUCCGGAAGUCUGGCCCACGUCUCCCCGCCACCGAGCAGGUCAAGGACGACGACGACUUCUACGUCAACCCCAAGGAGCCCGUUGGUAUCACACUGAACGGCACUCUUCCUGUUGAUAACGACCAAGGUGUGCACUCGCUCACUGAUGUCCCUGUGUUCGCUAUGGGACCUUGCCAAGAACUGUUCGGUGGUGUGUACAACAGCAUUGACAUCUUCUACGGUAUGGCGGAGUGCUUUGGUCUGGCUAAGGGCAGCCCGGCUGCGAACAGCACCAAGUACUAGAGACAUUGCUGGUGAUGACUGAUGAGUAAUGAUGUUGUAGAGUAGAGCUGCGUGGUAAAAGCGUAGAUGUAAUUAGUAUUGCAUAAUAAAAAAUGAACAUCAACUCAUCUCGUCUAAUGGUUGUGAGCUUUUGCUGAUCAAAUGUCCAUUUGAGUUCACUUCAGGAGGUAGAAGAGUCAUGGACAGAUUUAGAGGGAAGGGAUCAGUCUUCAGUG